Molecule: messenger RNA, 852 nt
Organism: Aphanomyces invadans
Lineage: Eukaryota; Oomycota; Saprolegniomycetes; Saprolegniales; Verrucalvaceae
Exons: 5
Coding region: 1-852 (283 amino acids)
Biological process (GO): protein catabolic process
Molecular function (GO): protein-N-terminal asparagine amidohydrolase activity; protein-N-terminal glutamine amidohydrolase activity
Source: RefSeq, a predicted model, not a curated record
AUGGCUGCACAACAUGCGCCGGCGACGGUGAAGGUAGCGAUUGUGCAAUACGAGCCACAGAUACACCAAGUGAAGGCGAACAUGGAGACGGUCACGCGCAUGCUGUCCCACCUGUCGGAAGCCGACGGACUGCACAUUCUCAUGCUUAGCGAGAUGGCUUUCACGGGGUAUUGUUUCCGAGACCGCGAAGAAAUUGAGCCAUUGGCCGAGGAACCGUCGAAAGGGCCAACGUUUGAGUGGUGCCAGCGCCAUGCAAAGAGGCUCAAGUGCCUUGUCGCAUGCGGCUACGUCGAACGCGGCGACGAUUGCAACUUGUACAACUCCAUGAUGGUGCUCAGUCCUGCAGGCGACCUCGUGUUCAAUUACCGAAAGGUGUUCCUGUACGAGACGGACAAGUCGUGGGCGACGGCCGGAUCUGGCUUCGGCGACUGGUUCUGCCCGUGGCUCGGCCAGAAUCUGUCCUUUGGCAUCUGCAUGGACAUCAAUCCGUGCGACUUCGAAGCGCCGUACGAAGCGUACGAGUUUGCGUCGAGCAUUCUCGCCGCCCAAAGCUCGCUGGUCUUGUUUUCUAGCGCCUGGAACGACCACAAUCCUUUGGAAACAGACCCGUCCUCGUUGCCGACGAUCCAGUACUGGGCAAAUCGACUCGUGCCAGUCAUCGACGAAAUGUCCAAGGUCGGGACGGACCGCAACUGCUACUUUAUCUGCUCCAACCGCACCGGUGUCGAGCGCGGCACGUCGUUCGUUGGCGGGUCCUGCAUUCUGUCGCUGAAGGAGCCGAGCAUCGUCGUGGCCGCGAAUCGGUUUGAGCACAAAGUCCUCGUGGCGAGUCUGCGCAUGACAUCAUGUUAA